CCAGCUCUGGUUUCACCUCACUAUGGCGGCUCCCUGUAACACAUGAAUAUGUGAAAUAGAAAACAUUAUCAAACCCGGGAUGUUUUGGAAGGUUUUUCAGCCGGCUUCACUGAGAAAAAGGGAAUUAGAUGGUUGGUUUUAAUUUUAUUUUAAUCAGGCGUAAUGGUAAUGAUACUGAAGUGUACAGAGCGGCUGUAUAUAUAGGGUUAGGUAGCUAGUUGUAUUAGUUUUAGCUGCUGCUGCUGCUGCUACUACUAUAGCUGUAAUAAUGCAGCUCUUGCUGAGACCCCUGGUUACUGGGGGGUCUCUGGCUGGCCGCUUGUCUCGGGUAAAGGUCUGCAGGAUAAAGCGGAGGACUGCAGAGGGGUCCACACAGCCAUGCCAGCCCUGCACCCUGAUCAGACACAGCUGGAUGAAGACUGGCUCUGUUUCUACUGACUCUACCAGACAGCACAGCUCCUCACCUCACAAGGACGAUAUUGAUAUGUCAAAGUUUCCUGUGGAGAGAAUAAGAAACUUCAGCAUCAUCGCUCAUAUAGAUCAUGGAAAAAGCACCUUGGCUGACCGGCUACUGGAGAUGACAGGUGCCAUUGCAAAGACUGAGCGUAAUAAGCAGGUGUUGGAUAAGCUACAGGUGGAGCGGGAGAGAGGAAUCACAGUGAAGGCACAGACUGCCUCUCUGUUCUACCAGCAUGAUGGAGAGACAUACCUACUCAACCUCAUCGACACACCGGGUCAUGUUGAUUUCAGUUAUGAGGUUUCACGGUCCAUAUCUGCCUGCCAAGGAGUCCUGCUGAUUGUGGAUGCUAAUCAGGGAAUACAAGCACAAACUGUAGCCAACUUCUACUUGGCUUUUGAAGCUCAGCUGACCAUCAUACCUGUUUUAAAUAAAAUUGAUUUGAAAAAUGCAGAUCCUGACCGAGUGGAGAAGCAAAUUGAAAAGAUCUUUGAUAUUCCAAAGGAGGAGUGCAUCAGGAUUUCUGCUAAACUGGGCACAAAUGUGGAUCAAGUCCUUCAAGAAGUGGUGAAGAGAAUACCUCCUCCCACAGCUAAAGUUGAGGAACCGUUUAAAGCCCUGGUCUUUGACUCCACGUUUGACCACUACAGAGGAGUGAUAGCCAACAUUGCUGUGUUUGGAGGACAGGUCUGUAAGGGCGACAGGAUCGUCUCAGCACACAUGGGAAAGACGUAUGAAGUCAAUGAACUGGGAAUUCUCAGACCAGAUGAACGUCCUACAGAGAAACUCUAUGCUGGACAGGUGGGCUAUGUGGUUGCUGGGAUGAAGGAAGUGAAGGAGGCUCAGAUUGGAGAUACACUGUAUCUCCAUAAGCAGCCCGUUGAGGCGCUGCCAGGCUUCAAACCUGCUAAAUCCAUGGUGUUUGCAGGCAUCUAUCCUAUGGACCAGUCUGAGUACACCAGCCUGCGCAGUGCAGUGGAGAAGCUGACCCUUAAUGACUCCAGUGUGACGGUACAGAGAGACAGCAGCCUGGCUCUGGGAGCUGGGUGGAGACUGGGAUUUUUGGGUUUACUUCAUAUGGAAGUGUUUAACCAGCGUUUGGAUCAGGAGUAUAAUGCUUCAGUUAUAGUAACAGCUCCAACAGUGCCGUACAAAGCUGUCCUGUCUUCUGCCAAACUCAUUAAGGAGUAUGGGGAGGAGGUGGUAACCAUCGUGAACCCGGCCCAGUUCCCAGACAAGUCUCAGGUGGUACAGUAUUUGGAGCCCAUGGUUACUGGAACUAUUAUCACUCCUGACGACUUUACUGGCAAAAUCAUUAGCCUCUGUCUGGGCCGCCGAGCCAUUCAGAAGAACAUGGUUUAUAUCGAUGACCAUCGAGUGAUGAUGAAGUAUGUGUUCCCUCUUAACGAGAUUGUGGUGGAUUUUUAUGACCAGCUUAAGUCCAUGUCCUCAGGAUACGCGAGCUUUGACUAUGAGGAUGCUGGAUAUGAACCGGCUGAACUGAUUAAGAUUGAUUUCCUGCUCAAUGGGAGACCAGUGGAAGAGCUCACCACUAUUGCUCACAAAGACAGAGCGUACAGCAUGGGGAAAGCCAUGUGUGAGAGGUUGACUGAGUCCAUCCCCAGACAGAUGUUUGAGAUUGCUGUGCAGGCCGCCAUUGGAAGCAAAGUAAUCGCCAGAGAAACGAUCAAAGCAUAUAGAAAAAAUGUUCUAGCAAAAUGUUAUGGAGGAGAUAUCACACGGAAAAUGAAGCUGUUGAAGAAACAAGCCGAGGGCAAGAAGAAAAUGAGGCGCAUUGGAAACAUAGAUGUGCCAAAAGACGCUUUCAUUAAUGUUUUGAAAAGGAAGUAGACGCUACAUUUCAAGGAAAUGUAUCAGAAAAAAAUCUACUUGCACUCAGAAGGAAGUGUCUGAUUGCAAUGUCACAGUGACGAGUCCUACUUUUGUUAAGAUGGAGGCGAGCUGAAUGUUUUGUUGUCAUGCAUCACAUGUUCAGAAGACUUGGUGUCAUGGUGUUGAGUGCAGUUUGUACAAUAUCAGAUCUUCUUUGGUCUUCAUUACAGCCUUCUACGACAGACUAAUGUUAAUAAGAUUUACAUUUAGAUCCUGCAACCAGUGGUCCUUUUCAGGACAUCAUUAGGAACCUCUACAACUUCUGGCUGGGAUGUCAGGCUUAGGCCUAUUGUUAUACAUGCAAUGCAUACAACUUCUCUGUGUGUUUGGUUCAAUAACUAAAACCCAGUCUUAUUUUAUUUUACAUAAUGUAUUAUUCCUGGUAACCUUUAUCUUCCUUCUGAAUAGUAGUACAAAGUAACACUUCUUUCUGGGUGCAGUUUUUUUGAUAAUAAGUGUAUUUCCCCAGGUGUACAACAAGCAAAGAACAUUUGAAAAUGCUGCUACAACUUUAUAGACUAUUUAUUAAAUAGUUACCGGGCUUUGACAAUGAAACUGAAACACCUGUCAUUUUAGUGUGGGAGGUUUCAUGGCUAAAUUGGAGCAGCUUGGUGGCAAAUCUUCAUUAAUUGCAUAUUGCACCAGUAAGAGCAGAGAGUGAAGGUUCAAUUAGCAGGGUAAG
This is a messenger RNA of Astyanax mexicanus (Mexican tetra), 3032 nucleotides long. It is a transcript of the gene guf1, whose product is annotated as GTP binding elongation factor GUF1. Gene Ontology annotation, biological process: positive regulation of translation. The record is from RefSeq and is a predicted model, not a curated record. Gene Ontology annotation, molecular function: mitochondrial ribosome binding; GTP binding; GTPase activity. Gene Ontology annotation, cellular component: mitochondrion. NCBI's taxonomy places the organism in Eukaryota, Metazoa, Chordata, Actinopteri, Characiformes, Acestrorhamphidae. Bases 269 to 2308 code for a protein of 679 amino acids. The transcript has 17 exons.